UAGACAUAAGUCGUAAUAUCUUGCCAAGUUCAAAUUUUUUAUCUUAGUUUUCAUUAUAAAAAAUUGGCAUUGUAAGAGAUGGGAGGAGGAUUUAAAGUAUUGGAUUUGGUAAAACCGUUUCUACCUAUUCUGCCGGAAGUGCAGAAUCCCGACCACAAGGUCUCGUUCCGACGGAAAGUUAUUUACACUCUGCUAUCUCUUUUUAUAUUUCUGGUGUGCAGUCAGCUCCCGCUCUACGGCAUUCAUUCGACAACAGGCGCGGAUCCAUUAUAUUGGAUGCGUGCAAUUAUGGCUUCCAAUCGUGGUACUCUUAUGGAGCUUGGAAUUACUCCUAUUCUUACUUCUGGCUUGGUUAUGCAGCUUCUAGCUGGUUCUAAACUUAUUCAAGUUGAUAACAAUGUUCGCGAGGAUCGUGCUCUUCUCAAUGGAGCACAAAAAUUGUUGGGGAUUCUGAUUGCUGUUGGUGAGGCUCUUGCUUAUGUGCUCUCUGGGAUGUAUGGUAGCGUUGGGCAGCUUGGUGUUGGGAAUGCUCUUCUCAUUAUCAUUCAGCUAACUUUUGCUGCCAUUAUUGUUAUUUGCCUCGACGAGCUUCUCCAAAAGGGAUACGGUCUAGGCUCUGCCAUUUCCCUCUUCAUUGCUACCAAUACCUGUGAAAAUAUCAUAUGGAAAGGAUUUAGUCCAACCACGAUCAACAGCGGUAGGGGUGCUGAAUUUGAAGGUGCUGUUGUUGCUCUAUUCCAUCUUCUCAUCACUAGGACGGAUAAAGUUAGCGCUCUCCGAGAGGCUUUCUAUAGGCAGAAUCUGCCUAAUCUUACCAGCUUGCUCGCUACCGUUUUGAUCUUUUUGAUCGUGAUAUAUUUUCAAGGAUUUCGUGUGGUUCUGCCUCUCAAGUCUAAGAAUGCCCGUGGUCAACAAGGGUCGUAUCCCAUUAAGCUGUUUUACACAUCGAACAUGCCGAUUAUUCUGCAAUCCGCGCUUGUAUCCAAUCUUUAUUUCAUCUCUCAGUUGCUAUACAAUAGGUUCGGUGGAAAUUUGUUGGUAGAUCUUUUGGGAAUAUGGAAAGAAACUGGAUACUCCAGUGGUCGAUCUAUCCCAGUUGGUGGUCUUGCUUACUAUGUGACACCUCCAUCAAGUUUGGCCGAUAUGGCAGCCAAUCCUUUCCAUGCUCUCUUCUAUGUCGUAUUCAUGCUUUCAGCAUGCGCUCUCUUCUCGAAGACGUGGAUUGAGGUUUCGGGGUCUUCUGCCAAAGAUGUUGCUAAGCAGCUCAAGGAUCAACACAUGAUUAUGACAGGACACCGUGAUUCAAACUUAGAAAAGGAAUUGAAUCGCUACAUUCCGAUAGCAGCUGCCUUUGGAGGAAUGUGCAUAGGAGCACUCUCAAUAUUGGCAGAUUCCAUGGGAGCAAUUGGCUCAGGAACUGGAAUUUUGCUUGCCGCUACUCUUAUUUACCAAUACUUCGAGAUAUUCGAGAAAGAGAGCCAGUGAACAUGAACUUGAAAUCUUUGGCUUUUAAGUUGAGUAGCUUGAAAUUGGAAAUAGUUAGUGUACAAAGCAUAUUUUGGGCACAUGGAUGAUAAUUUUUUUAAGUUUUAUUAUAUUUCAAUUACGAAUUAACUGCAUUUAUUUUCAUCUUCAUAUUUA
Mercurialis annua (annual mercury) is the source of this 1641-nucleotide messenger RNA. RefSeq lists its product as uncharacterized. Bases 79 to 1485 code for a protein of 468 amino acids. The transcript is spliced from 6 exons. Gene Ontology annotation, cellular component: Sec61 translocon complex; membrane. Gene Ontology annotation, molecular function: signal sequence receptor activity; ribosome binding; transmembrane protein transporter activity. Gene Ontology annotation, biological process: SRP-dependent cotranslational protein targeting to membrane, translocation; post-translational protein targeting to membrane, translocation. The record is from RefSeq and is a predicted model, not a curated record. Lineage: Eukaryota; Viridiplantae; Streptophyta; Magnoliopsida; Malpighiales; Euphorbiaceae.